Molecule: messenger RNA, 471 nt
Organism: Hyaloperonospora brassicae
Lineage: Eukaryota; Oomycota; Peronosporomycetes; Peronosporales; Peronosporaceae
Source: the annotation of a GenBank genome assembly
AUGAGCCCAAGCGCCAUGUCCUCCAGCAACGCCUCGACCAGUGUCUCCAUCGAUAAGUUCGAUGGGGAUAACUACUCAACCUGGUGUCGCUACAUGCGUGGCGUGUUCUUGACGAAGUCCGUCUGGCACGUCGUGAACCGCGAAACGUCUCCAACCUUCACUGACCCGCGAGCGUCAGAUGAGUACGUCAAGUCGAGCAACAUCGCGUUCGGGUUGAUGUUGCUGCACAUGGACGCGGGCUACCACCAUAUGGUCGACAGCUGUGAAGAAGCAUGGGCAGCGCGGUCGCGGUUGAAGAUGCUCUAUGGUGGGUCGCAGAAGGCGGGACGCAUCUACCUCAAGCGCCAGCUGUUCAGCAUCAAGAUGGCAGAAGGAGGCAACGUCUUGCAUCAUUGCAACGAAGUCCUGAACAUCAGCGCCAAGCUUCGCAGCAUCGGUGCCAAGAUGGAAGACGAAGACGUUGCGAUCUGA